Messenger RNA from Topomyia yanbarensis, 2743 nucleotides. RefSeq names its product mutS protein homolog 5-like. The transcript is spliced from 3 exons. Gene Ontology annotation, biological process: mismatch repair; chiasma assembly. NCBI's taxonomy places the organism in Eukaryota, Metazoa, Arthropoda, Insecta, Diptera, Culicidae. The record is from RefSeq and is a predicted model, not a curated record. Gene Ontology annotation, cellular component: nucleus. Gene Ontology annotation, molecular function: mismatched DNA binding; ATP binding; ATP-dependent DNA damage sensor activity. Bases 384 to 2669 code for a protein of 761 amino acids.
AAAACCCACUCCGUAGGUUUUUUGCCGGCGCGCUAGUGGAGGAGUUUCGCUUGCGGCGUGAAAUUCAAUACAAACCAUUAAAUGUUCGUACAAGUGCAUUUUCCCGGUAUUGCAAUCACUCAACGUGUGGGUUUGUAGUGUUUUGUGAUUCUUUUUCAUCUUGUUUGGAUUCGCAUAAAUGAAAACAAAACGUCGUAGUAUGCGCUGACCAUUUUCAGUGUUGGCCACUGAAGCGAUGUCACUCGGGAUGUACACUUUUUUGUAGUGCAGUUUCUGGUACCCGCUUCUAGAAUAACUUUUCAUAAUUAUAGUAGAGCCAGUAAAUUUUAGAAAUUGAUUAUAAGAAUAGUUACUAUAAAGAUUGACCCACCCUAGCGCACCGAAUGAAUGAACCGGAGUACCGCACCACGUCUCAAGCGAAUAAAAUCCUUUCGCUCUGCUGGAACUUGGGAACUUUAGCCGCAGCCUACUAUGACAUUGACCAGAUGGAACUGUUCGCCAUUCAGCAGGCGGCUGAACCGAGACCCCAGUUUGCGUUGGUUAGAAACUUGAUCCGCCAGUAUAGCCCCGUAUUUCAUUUAGUCUCCGGUUCACGAGAGUUUAUUGAAGAUAUUCCCGAAAUUUUAGAACUUCCGGAUUGCAUCCGAUUGCAACAACUCGGAACGGGCAUAAUUAGACCAUUCGAAAAGGCCCGCAUCUGUGAUUUUGGCCCCAAGGCAAUCAAAGCUAGUUUCACGAAAAUUAUCGCAUCGAACCUACCGGGAAUGCCACCGCGGGCAUCCGAUCCCGAACGGCGACUCUUCUGGGAGAGCGUAUUACCCUUCAAACAGGAAUUGCUCAUUCACGCUGUCGCCUGUCUGUUGAAGCUGCUUGACGCCACGGAGGUUGAUGGAUAUGCGCUGACCAGAAUCAACGUACUUGCUCCCGAAUCCCAGCUGAUGAUUGACGAACUGACCUGCCAGGCGCUGCAAAUUUUCAACUCACGCCUGCAUCCAUCCGGGUUCAAACGAAGCCUGGAAGCCAGUUCGUGUUCCCUAGUUAACUUAUUCAAUAGAUGCUUGUCCAGUAUUGGAAAGGUAGAGCUAAUGACCAUAAUGCAACAACCUAUCCGAGAUAUUUCCGAGCUAGAACUUCGCUUCAAUACGGUACAAUGGUUGACUGACUCCAGCAGGAGCGAGAUUGUUGAAGAAAUGAGAAAUCUCAUCGUUAAUUUGAGCAAUGUUAAAGCACUUUACCGAAAAAUUAUGACUAAAACAGCAAAGAACUGCGAUUGGGCGUCGUUCAAAAAGAGUAUCUACUAUAGCUAUUUACUUUGCAAAAUGUGUGCAUCCGUAAGCGAUCAAACUGUUAUUGGGACUCCCAUUGAUAAGUUAUCGAGAUUCGUUCUGGAAUCAAACAACACUCUAAAGCAACUUCUUUUCACUUUGGAUGAAACUGUGGACUUAAAUGAUAAAGAUAACAAAUUCACAGUGAAGUACGGCGUCGAUCGAGAAUUGGACCGGAUGCGGGACAUCUUCGAUGAAACUAAAAGGACCAUUAUGGAUACCUCUCGUUUGGAUAUUGAAAAUCUUCCGAUCGAUUUGAGUAAUGUUUAUGUUACUUUCAUUGUUGGGUAUGGCUUUGUAUUCAGUACCAGCGCAACAGAAGAUCUGAGAGAUUCAACUGUUUUCGAGCGGUCUUCAAUGAAUCUUUUGGUGCAAUCGGACAACACAGUGUACUUCCAGAACGAUAGCUGCCGGGAACUCAACACUCGUUUUGGUAGUCUAUUGGCAGCUAUGCACGAUCGAGAACAGGCGAUGCUUAAAAAAUUGAUUCGUUUCAUCGAUCAUGUAAUUCCUGAGAUUUUCGAAAUCUUCAAUCUGGCUGCCAGGUUGGACGUACUGCUUGCGUUUGCCUCGGUUGCCGAAAGCCAACAAUACACCAGACCAACCGUAACCGAACAAAAAGUUCUUCAGAUUAAAGCUGGUCGGCAUCCACUGCUGGAGCAGUUCAAAACCUAUCGUCCUAAUGAUACUGAGAUCGGAGGAACAAACGAGAAUUUUGUGUUCAUUUUGGCAUCAAAAGAUCCCCUCGGGAAAACAAUUUACCUGAAAGAACUCGCACUGAUCUGCUACCUUGCACAUAUCGGUUCGUUUGUUCCAGCGCAAACAGCGACCAUUGGUUUGUUGGAUUCGAUCUACAGUCGGCUGGAUUACCCGGAAUCGGUUUUCAGUGGGAAGUCCUCGUUUAUGGGUGAACUGUAUCAAAUGUCUAACCUUCUACAGAACGCUACUUCCAGAUCGUUGGUACUGAUAGAUGAAUUUGGGAAAGGAACUACCUACUCCGAGGGAAAAUCGUUACUGAUUUCGAGUAUUGAAUACCUUCUGCAGAAAGGUAGCCAGGUUCCGCUCACAUUGGUGGCAACUCAAUUCACCUCCAUAUCGCACUACCUAGAUGAAAGUCAAUUUCUACGAAUAUUUUCGUCACAAACAGAAGAAUUCGAUGCUGCGGAACAGAGUAUUAAAUCCGAAUCCACUAACUCUGAUCGCUGUCAAGAACUCUUCACUGCCGGCAGCCAAACGAUGGUGUUCAGCUUGAUGAAGAAAUUCCUAAACGACGAGAUCAUCGAUCCACGAUUGGUUGUUCAGCUCUACAAAUCCAUGCCCAUCACGCAAGCUAUGUCAUGUUGAAGGUUAUGGGAAAAACAUUUCCCGUGUCCACUUCCAGUACUAAACCGUAAAUAUAAUUCUUGUGCUUUGCUCAA